This is a messenger RNA of Echinops telfairi (small Madagascar hedgehog), 555 nucleotides long. It is a transcript of the gene CXCL10, whose product is annotated as C-X-C motif chemokine ligand 10. The record is from RefSeq and is a predicted model, not a curated record. Gene Ontology annotation, molecular function: CXCR chemokine receptor binding; chemokine activity. The transcript is spliced from 4 exons. Gene Ontology annotation, cellular component: extracellular region. Gene Ontology annotation, biological process: antimicrobial humoral immune response mediated by antimicrobial peptide; neutrophil chemotaxis; cellular response to lipopolysaccharide. The coding region runs from base 12 to 326 and encodes 104 amino acids. Lineage: Eukaryota; Metazoa; Chordata; Mammalia; Afrosoricida; Tenrecidae.
GUCUCAGCAGCAUGGAUCAACGUGCCAUCAUUACUUUCUGCCUUCUCUUUCUGACUCUGAGUGGCAUUCAAGGAAUACCUCACUCUAGAACUACACGCUGCUCCUGCAUACAAAUUUAUGAUCGACCUGUUAAUCCGAAGUCCUUGAAAAAACUUGAAAUGAUUCCAGCAAGUGUAUUUUGCCCACAGGUUGAGAUCAUUGCUACAAUGAAAAUAAAUGGGGAGAGGAGAUGUCUCAACCCAGAAUCUAAGAAUGUCAAGAAUAUAUUGAAAGCCAUCAGCAAGGAAAGGUCUAAAAGGUCUCAACGGAACCAGCGAAAAGCAUAAUCACUUCCCUGCUGACAAGCAUGGACCAGAGAUGCUACCUCUGCCAUCCCUUCCCUAGGAGGGUUUGUGUCAAGACCCAACUGUCUCUGGUUUACAGUUCUCUGAAAAGUUGACCAACCAAAAUCACCAAGCUGGCUGCUACUACUGCUUUGACAGGCUGACUGUAAAAAUUUACAAGGCUCUGGACAACCCUAUAUUGGGUCACUAUGAGUUGGAAUCAGUGAGUGUG